Messenger RNA from Eublepharis macularius, 6277 nucleotides. It is a transcript of the gene TTBK2, whose product is annotated as tau tubulin kinase 2. The transcript has 15 exons. The record is from RefSeq and is a predicted model, not a curated record. NCBI's taxonomy places the organism in Eukaryota, Metazoa, Chordata, Lepidosauria, Squamata, Eublepharidae. Gene Ontology annotation, biological process: cilium assembly; signal transduction; peptidyl-serine phosphorylation. Gene Ontology annotation, cellular component: ciliary transition zone; nucleus; cytoplasm. Bases 1 to 3954 code for a protein of 1317 amino acids. Gene Ontology annotation, molecular function: ATP binding; protein serine/threonine kinase activity.
AUGAGCGGAGGAGGGGAACAGCCAGAUAUUCUUAGUGUGGGGAUAUUGGUGAAAGAAAGAUGGAAAGUGUUGAGAAAGAUAGGAGGUGGAGGGUUUGGAGAAAUCUAUGAUGCUCUUGACUUGCUUACUCGAGAGAACGUUGCACUGAAGGUUGAGUCAGCUCAGCAACCAAAGCAAGUUCUGAAAAUGGAAGUAGCUGUAUUGAAAAAACUGCAAGGGAAAGAUCAUGUCUGUAAAUUUGUUGGCUGUGGAAGGAAUGACAGAUUUAACUAUGUUGUCAUGCAGUUGCAGGGUCGGAACUUGGCAGAUCUACGUCGAAGUCAGUCUAGGGGGACCUUCACAAUUGGUACUACCUUGCGGCUUGGGAGGCAAAUUCUGGAGUCCAUUGAGAGCAUUCAUUCUGUUGGGUUUUUACACCGAGAUAUUAAACCAUCCAACUUUGCCAUGGGGCGUUUCCCUAGCACUUGGAGGAAGUGUUACAUGCUGGAUUUUGGCUUGGCACGGCAGUUUACAAAUUCAUGUGGGGAUGUCAGACCACCCCGAGCGGUUGCUGGUUUUAGAGGGACAGUGCGGUAUGCAUCAGUCAACGCUCACAGGAACAGAGAAAUGGGACGUCAUGAUGACCUCUGGUCCCUGUUUUACAUGUUGGUGGAAUUUGUGGUUGGACAACUGCCCUGGAGAAAAAUUAAAGACAAGGAGCAAGUAGGCUCUAUAAAAGAGAGGUAUGAUCACCGGCUGAUGUUGAAACACCUCCCUCAAGAAUUCAACAUGUUCCUAGAUCACAUUUCUGUUUUAGAUUAUUUUACUAAACCUGACUAUCAGCUUCUCAUGUCCGUCUUCGACAACAGCAUGAAGACCUUUGGAGUGACAGAGAGUGAUCCCUUUGACUGGGAAAAGAGUGGAAAUGAUGGAUCGUUAACUACCACCACCACUUCAACUACUCCUCAGUUGCAUACUCGACUGACCCCAGCUGCAAUAGGAAUUGCCAAUGCUACUCCAAUACCAGGAGAUUUGUUGCGAGAAAACACAGAUGAAGUGUUUCCAGAUGAGCAGCUCAGUGAUGGUGAGAAUGGUAUCCCUAUUGGAAUCUCUCCAGAGAAGUUACCAGAGUCUCCUGGACAUCUUCAUCCUCAGGAAAAGGAUGUGUGGGAGGAGAUGGAUGCAAACAGGAAUAAGACAAAACUGGGAGUCCAUAAAGCUGCUACAGAAGAGGAAAAUAGUCAUGGACCAAUUAAUGGCAUGCUUAAUGCACCAAGUCUAGGUUCUCCAGUUCGAGUCCGCUCAGAGACUACACAGCAAGACAGAGAUUUUCCCUUGGUGCGGAAGUUACGAUCAAUCCACAGUUUUGAACUGGAGAAACGUUUGACCUUGGAGUCAAAGCCAGACACAGAUAAAUUUCUGGAAAUCUGCAUGGAGAAGAAGAAAAGAGGGUUGAAUGCUGGAAAAGAAUCUGCUGCUGCUGCUUCUCAGAAAACUCCUCUGCCUGCAGUUACUUCUUGCAAUGAACAUGUUUGGCAUUAUGAUGAAGAAUACCUGCCUGAAGGUUCUAAGCCUGCUUCCGGGUAUUCUCCAGAACAGGGUGAUGGUGGUGUUAGCAAUGGAUAUGUGGCGGUCAAUUUGAGUUCCUGUCAGCAGGAGGUUGACUCUAAGGAAUGGGUUAUAGUGGACAAAGAACGGGACCUGCAAGAUUUCAGGACUAAUGGAGUUUUAGGGCAUAAAACAACUGGGAGCCCUUCUGAUGAUGAACCUGAAGUGCUUCAAGUCCUUGAGGAGUCCCCACAAGAGGAUAAGUUUAUAGCUUAUGGCAAGAAUGCAGCAGAAGGGACAGCGCUGGAUCUGGCUGUGGAAUACUGUGGUAUUGCAGCUUCUGAGCCAUUUGCAAAUCAGCUAGAACUCCCAGUUGGAACUGCAGGCCAACUUCUUGCUGUUACACCCACAAGUCUAAUGGAGGCCCAAGCAGAAGGGGCUCUUACUCCACUCUACUCUCCUCACAUGCUGCAUUUCUCCACCCCAAGAAUUUCAAGCUCCAUCCUCCGUACCCUGAGCCCUAUAACUCAUCUCACCACUCACCUGGACCCUAAGAAAGAGGCUGGCUUUCCAAGGAGCCAGUCAACAGAGAGCCACUCUUCCUCUUCCUGGUCAGCUGCCCGUAGGCAACUUCCUGUCAUUCCCAGUGGAAACAAGUUUCCCCCUGUCAUUCGCAUCUCAAAAGCACAACUCCAACAGGUUACAAUUCCCAGACCAUCAAUGGCCUCCACACAGUCUGCUUCUGAGAGUUUUCAUUAUGGCCAGCAGCUAGAGAAGAGGGAUCGAGAUAUCCGGCUUAUGGAGCAUGCUGUUGAACUUACUUCUCCUAAGGAGAAUUUAGCUGGCUUAGUGGUAGCAAAUGAUGUGUUAACUCUUAGUGGCAGUAGAACAGAUUUAUUGCUGAAGUUAGAUCAUAGUUUAGAGGAUAAAGAAGGAUAUAUUAGAGAAAGUGUUGAAACCCAAGACGAUAGCCAAAAGGAUGUUGAACAGUGUGUGAAGAAGCAAGGAGAGAGAGAACUUGCAAAUCUUUUCAAAGAAGCAGAGAACAGUAAACUUCCUGAGACUUGUGAAGACAGCAUUGAAAGGACAGGACUUGUUGCUCCAGGAAACACUGAAUCUGUGCUGGGUGAACUGCAGGCUCCUACAGUAUCUGAAGAACAGAGGCUAGUAACUUCCUGCCUGUUGCCAAAUUAUGAUGGAAAACAGGAGAUACUGAAGCAGUCGGUACCUGAAACAACGGAUGUUUCCUUAUCAAGAAGUACUGAACCAUUCCUUCACAGACAGGAAAGCCAAAUAAUUCUAGUGCAAGAAAAUGGUCUCCAUGAUGAUAGUGAUAUCUAUCAUGCUGAUGAAUUGCAUUGCCAACAAGCAAGCCUCACUACUUUUUUACAUCAAGAGGACAAAGGAGAGCAAAAUGUUCUGAGAAACGGAGAAUUGUUCCAUUGCAUUUCAGAGAAUGAGAGUUCUCAUCAGUCCAAGAAGGAAUUAGUUAGAACACCGUUUGUAGCUAGACAAAGUCGCAUUCCAGUUUUAGCACAAGAGAUAGACUCCUCAUCAGAGUCCUCUUCACCUGUUUCAGCAAAGGAGAAACUACUCCUAAAAAAGGCGCAUCAGACAGACUUGGUUAGACUACUUGUAGAAAAGAGACAGCUGAAAUCUUUCCUUGGUGACCUCUCAAGUGCCUCUGACAAGUCACUGAAAGAAAAAGUAGCUACUGCUCCCUUACCACUUUCUGAAGAUGUUUUGUCGUCCUUUUCCAAGCUGACAUUAGACUCCCAUUUGCAUAGUCAAGUGGAGGAAAGCUUUUUGUCAUCAAGCAGUCCUCAGUCCAGAAAGAGUAAAAUUCCAAGACCUGUAUCUUGGACUACUACAGAUCAUGCUGGCAAUUCAAACUCUGCUCAGUUUUUUCCUCGGCCUCCACCAGGAAGACCCCCAACAAGGCCUGGAGUAGAAGCCAGGUUGCGCAGAUACAAAGUGCUAGGAAGCAGCAGCUCAGAUUCAGACCUGAUAUCUCGACUGGCUCAAAUCCUUCAGAAUGGAUCUCAGAAACCAAGGAGCUCUUCCCAGUCUAAGAGUCCAGGAUCUCCACAUAGCCCUAAAACACCACCCAAAAGUCCAGUCAUCCCUAGACGCAGUCCUAGUGCCUCUCCUAGGAGCUCUUCGUUGCCCCGUACUGCCAGUUCCUCACCAUCCCGGAGUGGGCGGCCUCACCAUGACCAGAGGAGUUCAUCUCCACAUCUUGGAAGGAGUAAAUCGCCGCCUAGUCUUUCAGGCUCUUCAUCAUCCAGGAGAUCCUGCCAACAAGAGCACUGCUACAACAAAUCUAGCAAGAAUGGUCUGAAAGGUUCUAGUGGCUCCUGUCACCACUUAUCUAACAUUAAACCACCCACAGGGAAGAACAAAUCAGCUAGUAAACUUAGCAGAUAGAAACUGAGUCUUGUCUGGUGUCAAAGCCCCAUUCUUAAUCUGAUGCAUGUUGUGUCUGUGUACUGUGUAUUUAAACAAAGAAAAGGUCUUCAAAAUCAGUGUUCAACCUGACUUUCAAAGAAAAGCAACUCUGUGAUAAAUUAUUUAUAAGACCCACUUGGUAUGUGAGUGGCCAGGCAUCAAGCAGAUCAGGGAGGCUUAAAGGGCAGGGAUGGAGUAUCCAGAUUGUCCAAGAUGUAUGAAACAUUCAGAACACUCACUCCCUGGAGUGAGUGUUUUUUAAUAAGGUUUUCAUUUUUUGUUUGUUUGUUAAGGAUAAGCAGCCUAAUUAUUUAAGGCUUUUCUCAAGGAACGUUACAAAACUGGAAACAAUUAAGUUUCACCAUGAUGCCAUUACAUCUGAAGUACUACUCAGCUGUGUGUUUGUAGAGUUUUUAAAAAGCACAUUGUUUUGAACAGCAAUAUUUUUAGAUGUCUGUAUUUUGAAUGUGGGGCUUCAUAUAUCUGUUUCCAAGUUGUUUAUAUUAUGUCAUGGUUGAUGUUUCCCCCCCUUUAAAGCAAGCAAUUAAACAAAACAAAUCCCAUGUAUUUAAUUUCAAAAUGUUUGACAUGGGCUGCUACUUUGUGGACACUUGAUGAAUAUAAAUUUGUUGAAUCCAAUGGAUUUAAAACUUAAGUGUACACAGGACUGCAGGCAUCAGUGUUCACAUUUUCUGCAAAGGAUUAUGUGUACUGAUACUUACUGGCCCAUAAUCUGUUAACCGCUGUGCAGACCGUGAGCCUAAGACAACUUGAUCAUUUAUCUGUGUGUUAGUUGCUGGAGCUAUGGCAUUUUUCUCCAGGGUUCCAUCACAGAAUAUAUAAUGGGGUAAUGGUCACAGCCAGAGUUAAAGAAGAAAAAAGGGAGAUCUUGGACCCUGAAGCAUUCCUGCAGGGUGCAACAUUUGUUAGAGAGUACAAGAACUUCUCAGGGUACAAAGGAAAGCCAUUGCUAAAGUUGACCAGGAUUUACUCAUCAGGGACAAGUCCAUUCACCUUAUUCAUAAUUCCCUUCUUCAGUCCAUAGUGCUGAAGAAGAGUAGAAAUGUUUACACAUUUGGACUUUUUUCUUGAGAAUAGAAAUCUAGAAGCUUUAACCUCUUAAAGAUAACUACAGAGCUUGUAUAUGUUUAGGAAGAAGAACCCCCACCCAUAAUAUUUGAUGGUCAAAUCUAUAAGGCAAUUUAUGGGGCUUUUUCUUAUAGGUCAGUGUCUCUAAACCUACAUUGUACUGGAAGAAUGUAUGUGCCUGCCCCUUCUCCCAGUUUGUACAUAUGACUACUGAGCAUCUGACCAAGCAGUCAUACAUGUUUAUUUGGAAGGUGGAAGCCAAUACCUGGAGUAUAGGUAUAUACAUUUCCUUACUCACAAGUAUGGUUGCAUUUAGGGACAUCAUAAUGUGAACUCUUGUUUUAGGGUUUUUUUCCACUCCCCAGAAAUCUCUGAAUAAAGUCAAUGGCUGGUAUGUUUCCCAAAAUAUACUUAGGCUUCAUUGUAUAACCCUUAGAGAAACAAUCUCCUUUGCCUCAUCCGGGAAUGGACAAUGGAUUCGUGGAAUCAAAAAGAAAUAUUUUAAAAUGGAUACAGACAUCUCCCUGAAUGGGUACUUCUUUUAGGGGAUACAAAGUUGUAUCCAACCACACAUUUAAAAGUCUUAGGGACACUUACAUUUUCUUAAGAGAGGAUGGCUAUUUCUGCUAAUUUCCCCCCUCCCACUGCAAGCUUCCACUUAGUCCCCUGUGCUGUUCCAGAUGCUUUUCUGACCCCUUAGGAAUAAAAUGGGUUGAGAAGAAGUUCACCUGGCUGCACCACUGAAGAAAUCCCCCCCCCAAGAAAACUUAAGUGUUCUUAACUCUUCAUAAUUACGUGGUUGGAUACAGAACCUUAGAUACUGGGGGAUGGGGGUGGUGGCAAUUGCUGAUCUGCUUGUUAUAGUUUUAUGCCUGUAGCCAACAUACGUUUAAAAUUUUAACUUUGUUUUAUUUAAACUUCAUUUGCUGCCAAAAUAGUAUCUUUGGAUGGAAAAGGGAAUACUUUCUUUCAGAGUUAAUACAUUUCUAAUGCUGCAUUGAAGCUGCACUGAAUUUCACCUGUUCUGUCAGAAUGUGUUGAAAUUUUUUUAUUCUUAAAUGUAUAUAUUGUUUCCCAUAAGUAAUGUAGCACAGUGUGGAACCUUUAGCUGCAUUCAGGUUUCAAACACUACAGAGAAAUGCAACAGCAGAGCAUACCUGCUGUUUCUCAAACUAUAUGAUUUAAAAGAUCUAUUCUGCUGUAUUAUAUUGUA